AUUGUGUCUGAGGAUAUUUUAGCCUGUCAUUUCUCGACCUCCUUUCAAACUCCUCUUCCUCUCUCCUUCCUCCUUCCUUCUGGGUUUUAGCUUCGCCCCAAGAGAAAGGAAAAAAAACUCAAUCCUCUUCCUCUCCUUGCGCCUUUAACUCAACCAAAAGCUUGAACAACUUCGAAGCGGAAUCGUUAGGCCUCGUUUUUACGACCACAAAGAAACGUACAAAAUUAAAAUUUUAUUUAUAGAUUCCAUGAUUCGGUUAGUUGUCUUUCCAUACUUUUGGUGAUUUUGAAAUAGAGAAAACGGUAUUGUUCUGGAUUGAUGAUGUGUGCGGCGACGGCAACAGGAGAUUGGGGGGCAAGAGGGAUUGUGGGAAAAAUAGGAGGAGGAUUUAGCCACGAGAGUGAACAUGAUUUGGCUCUCAUGGUUAGCGAUUUUCUCGAGAACGGCUGUAGCUCCGGUGCCGAUUCCAGGUGUAGCAGCGAUAGCGAUUCUGGUCUCUCUGAUCUUCACCACCUUGGCGACAAGAUUUCGUUUUACAAGCGCACUGUAGCCCAGUAUGAGAGUGACUUGUUGUCCAUAGUUCAUUCUCUUGUGCAAUUGAUCAAGGAGUCAGACCUUCAUCAUGUCAAGUCAGGUCCUUGUAACGCAAGCUGCAUCAAUUUUUCUCUUGUGAAACUGCUGAGACUUUCAGGAUAUGAUGCUGCUGUUUGUGCAUCCAAGUGGCAGGGUAGUGGCAAGGUGCCAAGAGGGGAUCAUGAAUAUAUUGACGUGGUCAACUGCAUCAAUGCUGGAAGCUCUGAGCGUGUUAUCAUUGAUGUUGACUUCCGAAGCCACUUUGAAAUAGCCAGAGCUGUGGACUCUUAUGAUAGAAUAUUGAAGUCGCUUCCAGUCAUCUAUGUAGGCUCCUUGACCAGGUUAAAACAGUAUCUUCAAGUCAUGGCCGAUGCAGCUAGAUCUUCUCUCAAGCAAAAUUCGAUGCCUCUUCCACCUUGGAGGUCUCUGGCUUAUUUGCAAGCAAAAUGGCACUCACCGUACCAGAGACAGUUUGAUCCAGGUGAACAGAAUUUUAGCAGUGGCGAUUCUUCGGACCAUAAGCAGUGCAGUGGACAUUUAAAGAGUCUGCCGUCCUCACUUCAAUUUGAAAUGGAAGGAGAACGAUUCGUGAAGCCUAUUAAAAGUGAUAAUAACUGGAGGGUGAAGUUUGAGAGGCGGAGACACUCCUUAUUCAGGGCUCUUUGAAGUGUAUAGAGUUUUGUCCGAGAAAUGCAAAUUCUUUUCCUUUUCUGAGAGAGUAAUUGUAUUGCGGCUUUCUUUCUUUUUCUUUGUUCCAUCGGAUAAAUGAGUGUAUACCAAAAUGAAGAGCCAUUUCGUAUAAGGGGACACAAAUGAAAAUUACACGCCAUUUUGCCGAACAUAUCUUCAUUUUCCUGUUUCAUCUCAAGCUGGGAGAUCAAACAUCGAUUUUGAUUUUUCGUUCAUUUGCAUCAAGUGACAGUAUCUUGUUUUUGGGCGCUAGAUUCCUCAUGGCAGCAACUUCAGCCAAAUACAAAGUACUAUCUUCAACAAGGUGCAUCUUUACAUAGAUUGCUGUUUUGUUUUUGUUUUUUUUUUUUUUUUGUCUUGAAUACAUUCCUUGCCUUUUUUUUUUUAUGGCCAGGGAAUUUUUGUUACUUUUUCCCUAUGAAUAUGUAUUUGUGCUGAAAAAAUCCGAGUUAUGCUACGAAUUAAUAUAUUUUUGCUUCAGAUGUUUA
Populus euphratica (Euphrates poplar) is the source of this 1751-nucleotide messenger RNA. RefSeq lists its product as uncharacterized. The coding region runs from base 319 to 1239 and encodes 306 amino acids. NCBI's taxonomy places the organism in Eukaryota, Viridiplantae, Streptophyta, Magnoliopsida, Malpighiales, Salicaceae. The transcript has 3 exons. The record is from RefSeq and is a predicted model, not a curated record.